Centropristis striata (black sea bass) is the source of this 2832-nucleotide messenger RNA. It is a transcript of the gene prkd4, whose product is annotated as protein kinase D4. NCBI's taxonomy places the organism in Eukaryota, Metazoa, Chordata, Actinopteri, Perciformes, Serranidae. Gene Ontology annotation, biological process: protein phosphorylation. The transcript has 20 exons. Gene Ontology annotation, molecular function: protein serine/threonine kinase activity; ATP binding. The record is from RefSeq and is a predicted model, not a curated record. Bases 130 to 2595 code for a protein of 821 amino acids.
CCAGAGUGCAUGUUGAGAGUCUGCAGCGCGAUGAAAGACUGAUCAGCUGUCAUAUCGUUGAGAUACAAGCUUGCAAUUGAAGUGAAAGAUUGGCGCUUGAAUGAACCUGGAUUAGAAAGAUCUUUCUCCAUGUUCUCAGUGACUCCGUCCAGUCCUACCAGCCCCGCAGCGCCGGCUCUGGUCCAGUUCCAGCUCGGCCUUUUCCGCGAGGUGGUUCGAGUCCCUGCUGGCAACCUGAGCUACAGCCAUGCCAAGAGACUGGCAGUGGAGAUCAUAGAGCGCAAGGCUCCAGAAUGCACUGUGGUCGGCGUCGGAGAAAAGAUUUUAAUGUUCAGACACCAGCCCGCCUCGGAGCAGCUGCUGCAGCGCCUCACAGACCACGACCAGCUGCAGGAUGGAGACCUGAUCGAGGUCAUCAUCGCAGAAUCAGCGUCAGUGACAGAGAUGAGGAUCCGUCCACACACCCUGGUGGUCUAUUCAUACCGGACUCCCACUUUCUGCCACCACUGUGGAGAGAUGCUGUGGGGCCUCGUUCGACAGGGACUAAAAUGUGACGGUUGUGGAUUAGACUUCCACAAACGUUGUGCUUUCCAGCUGCCCAACGACUGCAGCCGAGCACGGCGUCAGGUCAGCACCAGCCUCUCCCUGUUCCCCCCCCGACGACCCCGCACACACUCCCUGUCCAACCAGGCAGGAGGCAGUCUGGAGGAGAUCAGCAUGUCCAAGCCCUCCUCCAGGCCCCCAUCCUGGGCAGAGGCCCCGGUCUGGCUGGGAAUCGGGUACGGGGAUGCGAGCAGGGCCCAGGUCCCUCACACCUUCCACAUCCACAGCUACACCAAACCCACCGUGUGUCAGCACUGCCACCGGCUGCUCAAAGGGCUCUUCAGACAGGGGCUGCAGUGCUCAGACUGCAGGUUUAACUGCCACCGGCGCUGCGAGCUGCUCGUCCCCAGAGACUGUCCAGGAGAGAAGAGAGGCAUCAACGGGGAAGAAUCCUCUGCAGCGUCUCUCAGCCUCCCAGUGGACCCGGAGGACGAUGAUUCAGAGAUCACCAGCAGAGAGACGUCUGACGAGGAGAUGUCAACUGACGGUGACUCAACCAGCAAACACGAGUCGAUGAGUCCGUGUUUCAGCAGCUACAUCCCUCUGAUGAGGCUCGUCCAGUCGGUGCAUCACUCCAAGAGGAGAGCGGGAGGAGUCCUGAGGGAGGGGUGGCUGCUGCACCACACCGACACUGACACGCUGAGGAAACGUCAUUACUGGAUCCUGGACUGGAAGAGCAUCACUCUGUACCAGAACGAGAGCAGCACCAAGUUCUACAAGGAGAUCACGCUGUCCGAGGUGCUGCAGGUCCGAGGCCCCGCCCACUUCUCCGUGCCGUCGUUGCCAGGCAACAGCGCACACUCCUUAGAGGUGGUGACGGCCUCGCUGGUGUACUGCGUGGUGGCCGGAGAGGACGGGCCGGCCUGGGAGAGCGCCAUCCGCCAGGCUCUGAUGCCCGUGGAGAGCAGCGGAGGACACGGCGACGAGAACCAUGAUGAAGAUUCACACAGAGACAGCGUGGACAUCAGCUCGGUGUAUCAGAUCUCCACAGACGAGGUUUUGGGCUCAGGACAGUUUGGAGUCGUUUACAAAGGUACCCACAGGAAGUCGGGUCGGUCAGUCGCCAUUAAAGUCAUCGACAAGACGCGUUUUCCAACCAAACAGGAGAGACAGCUGAGGAACGAAGUGGCCAUCCUGCAGAAUCUGUCCCACCUCGGGGUGGUUCUGCUGGAGGGGAUGUUUGAGACGGUGGAGCAUGUGUUUGUGGUGAUGGAGAAGCUCCAUGGAGACAUGCUGGAGAUGAUCCUCUCCAGUGAGAGAGGCCGACUCCCUGAACGCAACACCCGCUUCCUGGUGACUCAGAUCCUCGAGGCUCUGCGGUAUCUGCACUUCAAACACAUCGCUCACUGUGACCUGAAGCCUGAGAACGUGCUGCUGGCCUCUGCAGACCCGUUCCCUCAGGUGAAGCUGUGCGACUUCGGCUUCGCCCGCAUCAUCGGCGAGAAGUCUUUCCGCCGCUCGGUGGUGGGCACGCCGGCCUACCUGGCGCCAGAGGUGAUCAGCAGCUGCGGCUACAACCGUUCUCUGGACAUGUGGUCGGUGGGCGUCAUCAUGUACGUGAGCCUCAGCGGGACGUUCCCCUUCAACGAGGACGAGGACAUCAGGCAGCAGAUCACCAACGCUGCGUUCAUGUACCCAAGACAGCCGUGGGCCUCCAUCUCUCUGGAGGCUGUGAGUCUCAUCAACAACCUGCUGCAGGUGUCGGUCAGACGCAGGUACAGUGUGGGCAAAGCUCUGGGACACCCCUGGCUGCAGGUGAGAGCUUUUACUGUACACAAGUUUGUAAUCAAAUUGAGAGUAAAGUUCUCCCUCCUCUUCCUCCUGCAGGACUUCCAGCUGUGGUGCGACCUGCGGGAGUUUGAGCAGCGGAUGGGCUGCAGGUAUCUGACGCACCGCGGCGACGAGGAGCGCUGGAUGCGCUUCGCUCACGAGAGGAACCUGGACUUCCCCUCACACCUCUGCUGGGAGCCCGGCAACAACCCCGACAUGUGACCUCGGGCCGGCGGAGGUUAAAGGAUCUUGAAGGAAGCCAUGACCUGUUCUGCGGUGUCGGUCUCAGCGGUCUCGCGGGUCAUGAAGUCGAUGAAGGCCUGGAAGGUCACCACGCCCGUGUUGUUGGGGUCCACCAGGGUCAUGAUGCGAGCAAACUCCACCUCACCCUGUCAGAGAGGAAACGGGUCGGAUCAGUUCAGACAUACAGUCGUGGAAAUAAUUAUUAGACCACCCUUU